AUGCGUCUCAUAAACACAACGUCUUACUUUCUCGAGGAAUUCUUCGGCGACAACACUCCCAAUUACGCUAUCCUUUCCCAUACUUGGGGGGCCGAAGAGGUCUCCUAUCAGGAGUGGAUUUAUGCCCAUAAUCAAGGCAUUGCGAGAUGGGGCUGGGUUAGGAUUGAAGAGGAAGUUGAUCGUAUCAAAGCCAAAUCCGGGUACAAGAAAAUCUUGAAUGCCUGCCAGCAGGCUCGAUCCGCCAGCCACCAAUGGAUCUGGGUGGACACAAACUGCAUCGAUAAGAGUAGCUCAUCCGAGAUGUCGGAAGCCAUCAAUUCCAUGUUCAAUUGGUAUCAGAAAGCCAAAGUUUGCUAUGCCUAUCUUGCUGACGUCCCGAGCAUGAACGAGCAAGUUGCAACAUCACGGCAAAGCGCCUUUCGCAGUAGCCGCUGGUUCACCAGAGGAUGGACGUUGCAAGAGCUGAUAGCACCGGCAUAUCUAGAUUUCUACUCUUUAGACUGGAAUUUCAUCGCCUCGAGAGAGUCAUUGGCGCAAUGCGUGAAAUCCGUCACAGGAGUACCGACUUCGUGUCUAGGCUCUAAUCCAUUCCAAUCUCGGCGCCAUUCCAUCGCAGCAAAACUCUCGUGGGCGUCAAAACGGAGGACUACUCGCAUUGAGGACAGUGCAUACUCUUUGCUCGGGAUCCUCAAUGUGCACAUGACCCUUCUCUACGGCGAAGGCGAGAACGCCUUCCUGCGACUUCAGGGCGAGAUUAUAAAGCGUAGCGCAGAUCAGAGCCUAUUAGCUUGG
Molecule: messenger RNA, 792 nt
Organism: Hyaloscypha bicolor E
Lineage: Eukaryota; Fungi; Ascomycota; Leotiomycetes; Helotiales; Hyaloscyphaceae
Product: HET-domain-containing protein
Exons: 1
Source: RefSeq, a predicted model, not a curated record